Suillus fuscotomentosus is the source of this 525-nucleotide messenger RNA. RefSeq lists its product as uncharacterized. The annotation marks the transcript as partial. The record is from RefSeq and is a predicted model, not a curated record. Gene Ontology annotation, molecular function: U1 snRNA binding; mRNA binding. Lineage: Eukaryota; Fungi; Basidiomycota; Agaricomycetes; Boletales; Suillaceae. The transcript is spliced from 3 exons. Gene Ontology annotation, cellular component: precatalytic spliceosome; U1 snRNP; U2-type prespliceosome. Gene Ontology annotation, biological process: mRNA splicing, via spliceosome.
AUGCCUGGCACACAUCUCCUCCCACCAAAUCUUCUAAAACUAUUUGCACCUCGACCGCCUCUUCCCUAUGCACGACCAGUUGGCAAAGACAUUCAUCGUGUAACUUCCAAAAAUGUUGAUGGUGUUGCAAGUAUCCUAGCGCGACUCAAGGAAGCCACAACUGCAACAUUAAUCGCGGGGAAUGGUGAAGUUGGAGACGGGAUGGAAGAAGGCGAGGAACCUGCAUUCACACUGGCCGAAGAAACUAAACGGCAAAUUCGGAGAGAGGAACGCAAAAAGAAAAAGACAGAAGAGUUCAAGAUCGCAAAGGAGACCUACAAGCCUGCAGAUGAUGCGGAAGCCAUUGGAGACCCAUAUAAGACGCUCUUCAUAUCACGUCUGAAUAAAAAUGCAACCGAAAGCGACCUUCGACGCGAAUUCGAGAGUUUUGGCACCAUUGAACGGGUAAGGCUUGUGCGGGACCAGAAAGGCCGUUGCAGAGGCUACGCAUUCAUCGUCUAUGAACGCGAACGAGAUAUGAAAGGU